Messenger RNA from Symsagittifera roscoffensis, 3403 nucleotides. RefSeq names its product striatin-interacting protein 1 homolog. Gene Ontology annotation, biological process: cytoskeleton organization. The transcript has 16 exons. Bases 128 to 3064 code for a protein of 978 amino acids. The record is from RefSeq and is a predicted model, not a curated record. Gene Ontology annotation, cellular component: cytosol. Lineage: Eukaryota; Metazoa; Xenacoelomorpha; Acoela; Convolutidae.
GCAAUGCAGCAUAGGUUCCAGCAAAGAUAAUAAACAAUUGCGUUUUAAAUUUUCCCAGUGCGAUGAACUUCAAUUGAACUUGAACAACAGCAAAGGUCAGUGGUAUACUGAAGUCAGACGGUGCUAGAUGUUGGAAAUGGAUUCGGAUCAGGAGAAGGACUUCGGAGACAGACCGAGUCCCUUCAAGGACCUACUGAAUAAAAAGACACCCCAGUUCAACGAUGACUCACAGGAUCGCAUCCCCUUCUGCCAAGUGAAGCAGAUUAUGAGCAAAGUGAAGAAAGCCCAAUUGGCCAAUCAGAAUGUCAACGAUGACUCAUCAGCAUCAUCAUCAUCAUCAUCACCUUUGCCAUCCAAUGUGACUUCUUCUCCAAAUGACAAUUACAAUACAUUCAGUAAUGUCACAGCCACUCCUAUGCAACCUCCAGUGCCAGAUAGAUCGUCCUCGUUUGAGAUCGAAAAAGGGGAAAUCAGUGGCAGUAUUUUGGAUCUUGACUUCAUCUACGAUGAUUCAGACCACUUCAUAUCCGAAUUGUCAGAGUUCUAUGCAUACACAGAGGUUUCUGAUUUUGACCUGAACAAAGAGAGCUUCUACGAGAUAGUUGGAGCAGAUAAGAAGUGGAGUGCGAUGAGUGUGAGGGAGAGGAGGAGUUGUGUGCUGGUUAUUCUGGACUGUCUCGAAGUGGCCUCCGAGGAGAGACGUCUGGCUGCCAUCAGGGCACUAGCCUAUUUGUGCCAGGGAAACUUCUCGGAGGUCGAAUCAGAAGAAGAUGUAAUGACGUGGACCCGAAAGAACUGUUUCCUGCUCUACGAAAUGGGCAUCUUCUUAGCUCUGUUUGACACCCUCAAGGUCAGAGUGGAUGCAUAUCUGCCACGUCAAGGGGACAAGACAGUAGCUGGUCCAGGUGGCAAUUAUGGCAAUACUUAUGCGGCUGCAACAGUGGCGGGACCUAAUGCACAAGGCACAGAUAAAAAUGGAGCGCCACAGAGGAAGCCGAAUAGUCAGCAGGCGGCCACGUUGGGAGAUUGUGUUGAAUUGAGAACCAUUUUGUCUGUACUGUACACGAUAACGGAAGUUCUGCGCACCUCAGAUCUAGAUGACACUCAUGAACAGACUGAAAUGAGAGCUCAGUUUGCAGAGGAACUGGGUCAGCCGAUAGUGGACGGGGAACUGCCGGCUGUGAUUCUGUUCCAGCUAGUGUUGAAUGUAGCCAGUGAUAAGACUUCGCCUAUACCUACAAAGAAGACACUUCUGUUGUUGUGGAAGUUUAUCCUGACUUCACUUGGUGGAUUGGAACAUGCACAGGAGCUAAAGAACAAAACGAGAAGCGCACUGGGACUCGAACCACUGCCGGAAGACUCAAUCAAAGUGAUUCGCCAAAUGCGAGCAUCAACUCCACCCCUCAUCGCUUCUGAGAUGCUAGACCAACAACAGAAUCCAGGAGCCUCUCUGAUUGGAGGAGGUAGUAACUCAGGAUCUCCGACUCCGGCCGGGAAAAAGAGAGCGAAUGCUGUGUCGAAUAGUGUGGGAAAGAGAUCGGAGGCGAGAGCUAAUGCGUCAGGAGAUGUGAGUGGUCCACGUGACAGUAUGAGUUUGGACGAGAUUAAUGAGAGGGAGGGAGAUGGAGAGGGGGAGGAGUUAGAUGACUCCCUUGGGGUUGAUGAUGGGGGAGGGGCUGGCGAUAGUCCAGAUGAUGAGGAAGUGCUGAUCUCUUUAGAACCCACUCCCGAGAGGGCUAGGGAACCGAGAGCACUGCCAUGGCAGCCCAAAAUUAGAACAAAAGACAUCCAAGAUUUCCUGGACCACUCCCGUAUAAAAUACGUCGGCUACAAACUCAAAUCGGACCCGGAACCUGACCUGACCACUCUAGCCGGACUUCCUCAGCCGAUCAAAGAGAGCAUCUCAAUUCUGAGACAACACUUGUACGUGCCUCUGAGUGAAGUGCAGUUGAAGCAGGAGGAUCUGUUGUUGAAGCACCCCAUCUCUCUGGGCAGGGAGGAGGAGGUGGAGGAGACGCCGACUGAGUUGCUCUAUAAAGCCAUACAUCCAAACCUACCUCAGUACAUGAUAGCCCUGCUGAAGAUCCUGCUGGCUGCCACGCCCACUUCUCCCCAGGGCAAGAGUGACACAGUCAACCUCCUCUCAGAUCUACUUCCUCCACAGAUGCCGUCGGGAGUGGUUGAGGCUAUGAAGUUCACCAUAGAUGUGAGCAGACACAAGGAGAUCAUAGUCAAGGCAGUAUCCGCUCUACUCCUCCUUCUCCUCAAACACUUCAAACUAAACCACGUCUGUCAGUUUGAGCACUGUGCACAACACAUGGUCUUUGCCAACUGCAUCCCCCUAGUGCUGAAGUUCUUCAACCAGAGCAUCGGCAACUACGUCCAGGCCACCCACUCUAUAGCCCCCCUCCAGUUCCCCACUUGUGUGGUGGGGGAGAGGGAGGAGAUUAACGAGGAGAACGUCAAGCCACCCGAGAAGGGUCCCACAUACUACUGCUGGCGGAAUCUGUUCUCAUGUAUUAAUCUGUUGCGCAUCCUGAACAAACUGGUCAAGUGGAAGAACUCAAGAAUCAUGAUGCUGGUAGUGUUCAAGUCAGGUCCCAUUCUCAAACGAGCACUCAAGGUGCGUCAAGCGAUGCUGCAACUGUACGUGUUGAAGCUGAUCAAAGUGCAGACCAAGUUCCUCGGCCGACAGUGGCGGAAGAGUAACAUGAAGACGAUGAGUGUCAUCUACCAGAAGGUGCGCCACAGACUACACGACGACUGGGCAUUCGGCAACGAACCCGACUCGCGUCCUUGGGACUUCCAAUUAGAAGAGGGUCUACUUAGAAGCAGAGUUGAGAAGUUCAACACGAGGAGAUACGAGAGCCACUCCAGCAACACAGCCAACAAUGGAACCACAGGCAGUAUCGAAUCCACCUACGAACCAGUGGACAACAAUUUACACUCUCUUUUGAACCAGGAUGUGCAGUUGCCAAGAGUAUUCACUGAUAAUUACGAACAGUGGCUGGAAAAAGAAGUAUUUCUCAGAAACAUCAACUGGGAUGUUCUCCUUGAACAAUGAGACCACUUCUUUGGUAUUUUCCGUUAAAAACUUGUCUUCGGAAAAAAACUAAGCUAGAAAUAGAUGCAGCAUGUUUGUCUUCCAAAUGAGGUUAAAUGGUAUUGUCCAUGGUCAAUGCUCUUGAAGAGUCAAUUUACGAGAUGCAAUUAUCAAAGAAAUCGAACAAAUCAAUAGAUGUCAGAAGAACUUGUACUGUCUUGAAAUAAUUAUAAACUAAUAUUGAAUAAAUCUUUGUUCAUAUACUAGUUUAAAUUAAAAUUUUAGUUAAAAUAUUUAUUGCUUAAUGCUCAAUUUUUUUGAAUUUUGCAAGAGAUUUAUGCUGCUUUCUCAAUCAAGUUU